CAGACCAAAUUAAAUUAAAUAAAAGAAAAGACUCGAAGUCAUAUUUGUGUUGGUGUUUAACUUCAGGGGAAUACGUUAUAGCCCUACAAAAUCAGAAGUGGGCCGAUCACGAGCCAAUUAAUUACAAACCAAAGCUAUCAACAACCGGAACGAAAAAGGAAUUGAUCUUACGGUUAAAUAAAGUACCAAAGGAAGUUCGUGGAAAAGUUGAUGAAAUGGCGAAACAAAAAGGAGAUGAAGACGACGAAAUUUUCGAAGACGGCGGCGGAAUUUUCCAGAAAGAAGGCGGCGGCAAAGGUAAUGGCAAAGACGGAGACAAAAGUAAUGGCAAAGACGGCGGCAUUCAGAGCUACGACGAAGAAGACGGCGAAAAAAGUAAAGGCGAAGACGGCGGCAUUGGGAAUUACAGCGAAGAAGACGGCGAAACUAACGGCGAAGAUGGUGAAGCGAGUGACGAAGUGGCUGGCAGCAUUCUCAGAAUUAGAGGCAAACGGAGCAACGAAAAAGGCGGCGAACAAAACGAAGACGGUGGAAGGAACGACAAUUACGCAGAAGCCGACAUGCACAACCAGGCUGGAGACCAGUCUAGAAACGCAAGAAGCAGCGAACGUAAAGCGGUGGCGGAAAAUUUUAACGAGAGCAUCGACGUCUCGUUGGGCAUGGCAGCACAGGUGUUGAGUGAGUUUUCUGGCGAGUCGUGUGCCCGCAAAUGGACUACUCAAUUUCAAAAUAUCUCGACCAUUUACGGAAUAAAAGAAAAAUUUGUAAAGAUGCUAAUGUUGAGCAAAAUAAAGGGAAAAGCUUAUGAGUGGCUGCACGCAGAUGCAGACCGCGUGUUGCUACCGUUGGAUGACCUAAUGGCAGAGCUGAUCUCAACGUUUAGGGGAAAAUCAUCGAAGAUGGAGAUACGACGCAAAUUCGAAGGGCGCAAAUGGAAAAAUAGCGAAAGUUUCGGGAGUUAUGUCGACGAUAAGAUAAUGCUUGCUCAGGGCAUUAAUAUUGAUGCAGAUGAAAUGUUGAGCUGCAUCAUCGAAGGUAUCCCCAAUCAAGGGCUACGCAAUCAGGCGCAUAUUCAAUGCUUUGUGGAUGUUGGGCACAUAAAGAGGGCGUUUGCGGAUGUAAACUUGCCAAAGCUAUAUGGAGUUGGCAGGACGAAAAAUACUAUGUUAUGUUUUGAAAAAUUUAAAUAA
Messenger RNA from Drosophila biarmipes, 1190 nucleotides. RefSeq lists its product as uncharacterized. The transcript has 2 exons. Lineage: Eukaryota; Metazoa; Arthropoda; Insecta; Diptera; Drosophilidae. The coding region runs from base 216 to 1190 and encodes 324 amino acids. The record is from RefSeq and is a predicted model, not a curated record.